GUCUAAUGUCUUCACAUUGUCAAACGCAAUCAUACUAUCAACAAAUUCUAAUAAAAACAAACAUGAUCAAAACGUUACUAGUGUUACUUGUAUCCAUAAGUUCUGCGUAUUCGCAAAGUAAUAGUGAUUAUACAUUCAAUAGAGUUAAAAGGACUGACAUCGAUCUCUCAACAUGUAUAGACAAUUUUGAUAUUCAUAAAGAUAAGAUCAUUAGGACCCAAGAUUCUCAAAAAAUGGGUGCUAAAUAUCUCAACGCUAUUGAUCUGGGCUCUAGACAGGAAUGUUUGAGGCUUUGUUGUGAAACGGAAAACUGUGAUGUAUUUGUUUACGAAGACAAGAAUGCUGGUAGUUGUUACCUGUUUCAUUGUGGACCACCCGAGGAUUUCAAAUGCAAAUUUACUCAUCAUGUUAAUUACUCUAGCGCAGUUCUAGCCAUAAACAGACAUAUACCGGAUCUGGAGAGUCAGAUCAAGCUCACAAAGCAUGAACAAGAUUUAACUAAAUUAAGGAAAACAGAAAAUGACCCAGAACCAGCCCCACACAUACUUGAAGAAAAACCUCCAACGUCUGUUACAACCAGUACAACAGUGAAGACUAUAGAAAUUCUUCCUGAUCAGAAGGAAACACCUAAUGACAAGAAAUGCAGCAGAUAUCAAUUCGAAUGUCGUUCAACCCGAGAGUGUAUAGCGAUUUACAAUGCCUGUGACGGCAUCCCCCAGUGUGCAGACGGAAGCGAUGAGGCCCCGGAGCUGAGUUGUCCCGAGCUCUCAACUCCAGCACCCCCACCGCCCCAGAGAACGGUCGUCAAUAAUCCUCCACCAGUUGCGACUUAUGAUAAAAACGUUGUCUCAACAAAAAAUCAAGAAGCGCCACCUCCUGUAGACAUAUAUCAUGUCGCACCUCCCCGAGCGGAAAUAAUCCCAGAUGAACAACUUGCUCCUGCAAACAACCCCGACUUUUUAAGGACACUUCCUCAAGAUCAACGGCCUCCUCAGAGAUUACCUCCAUAUCCAGAACUACCAGAGUACAGUCCACAAGCCCCACAGCUAGGAUGGAACUCCCAUCAGUCAAAUCAGUUAUAUCCAAUGCCUCCUGUUUAUUCUGGUAAAACCAGCCAUAUAUUCAAUCACAAGGAGAACGGCCUACAAGUCCCAGAAUCGGAAAUCAGGUAUAAUAGAUACAAGGGUGCGAUGCACUACUUACAUCGCACUUUGGGAACUCAGAAUCAGAUAGAAACUAAAGGUUCAUAUUCAGAUAAUUUGAACUACCCUAAGGUACCGAAUUAUUUCGGUGAAACCUAUAGGCAACCCAUAGAUGCACCUAAUUGGGUAAAUGCUCAUCAAGAUGAUUUGAGAUAUCCAACUAGAUAUAAUCCAGAUCCUGCUUAUGGUAGUAGGCCAGUUUCAAAUCCACAAGAAAAAUAUACUCCUCAAGAGAAGAUACCCAACUGGCCAGCUGAGAAGGAAAAUCCGGAGCAUAUACAAAUAAAAAUGGCUCAUGAACUCAAACAUUCCAAAGAAGCCCACACAGAGGAACAUAAGGAUAUAAAGAUAAAAAUUGUGGAAACGCCUGCAGAAAAUAAAAAGGAUGUGUAUCCUGAUGUGGUAGCUUAUAAAAUGGACGGGAAUGACGGAGUUGCUCAGACUCCUGGAGGUGCUGUUCUUUCUCUCACAUUUGGCCUAAUGAUAACUUGCAUAAUGGCUGUGAUGAUUGCUUGCCGACUGAGGAUAGUGAAAAGGCGAACGAGAAAAAGUGGAAAAAGUUAUGCUCAUGACGCUGACUACUUGGUCAAUGGGAUGUAUUUGUGAAUCAUACGCAGAGCUCUUUUAAAAAAAUGUUAAGUUUUCAUCAUUGGCUUUACUUUUUGAUACUGAGCCUUGAAACUUUGAUAGAUAAGAAAGAUGAAACAUAAUAAAGUUUAAAAAACAAUG
Messenger RNA from Coccinella septempunctata (seven-spotted ladybird), 1931 nucleotides. RefSeq lists its product as uncharacterized. Bases 6 to 1808 code for a protein of 600 amino acids. The transcript has 11 exons. The record is from RefSeq and is a predicted model, not a curated record. NCBI's taxonomy places the organism in Eukaryota, Metazoa, Arthropoda, Insecta, Coleoptera, Coccinellidae. Gene Ontology annotation, molecular function: protein binding.